UCCACUCUCCUUCUAGAGUAACAACACGUAUCGCAAUCGCGUGCACUAGCACAGCCCCACAGCACCUACUAGGAAUCUCCGCGAUUCAAUUCACCACCCGCAGUCCCCACCGGAGCUGAGCAUCUACGCUACGGCGCUGUACAGCAUUGCGGUCGGGCCAUUACCGCUCCUCCAGACAACAGACAGAAACGGCAGCAAUUGAAUGGCGGGGCACGGUGGCGUUGGUGAUCGUUGCGUCGGGUAGUACGCGCGCACCCGCCGGGCGCCGGCGCCCCGAAACAACCAGGCACGCAAAAGGGACGCAGGCACGAAAGGGACGGCGCGGGAACGGGAGAGCGAGAGCGGAAGGGCCGACGCUCGGCAGGCGGCAGGCGGCAGUCACGCGGUGGGGGGAACCCGAAAAGAGAAAGGGCAGGGCCGGCCGGGUACCUUUCGCGCUGUUGCCUGGCUGUUAUUGGGUUCCUCGUUCUGCUGCUCUGCCCUCUGCCCCUGGCCUGCCUGCCUGCCGGCCGGCCUCCCUCCUUCACUCCCCGUGAGUCGCCGCCGCGCCGCGGCGUCCAGGGAUGGCGGACGGGAGCCUCUGCGCCUGGUGGUGCUGUGCCGUAGCCUGCGCGCUGGCGGUUGUCGCAGCGGACGGCGUCCUCGUGGACAUCACCUAUGUGGAAAGCGCCGUGGCCAAAGGAGCAGUGUGUUUGGAUGGUAGCGCGCCGGCGUACCAUCUCGCCCGCGGCUCCGGCUCCGGCGAGAACAGCUGGCUGGUCCAUUUCGAGGGUGGAGGAUGGUGCAACAAUGUCACGACCUGCCUGCAGCGGAAGCGCACGCGAUUGGGAUCAUCCAAGGAGAUGGCGACGCAGAUUGCCUUCUCCGGAAUCCUCAGUGACACGCCGGAUGGCAACCCAGCAAUUCAGACCACCUAGACCUGUAGCUUCACAUGCUGAAUGCCUGUGCAACCAUCGAAACCAGACUUUUACAAUUGGAACAAAGUCAAGGUUCGGUACUGCGAUGGUUCAUCUUUCACUGGCGAUGUUGAAGAAGUUGAUCCUACAACAAAGUUACACUUUAGAGGUGCGAGGAUAUGGCAAGCUGUCAUGGAGGACCUGCUUGCAAAAGGGAUGGACAAAGCUGAAAAUAUUUCAUGACCUUCUGCCGCUGGCUGCAAGAGUUAAAUGCCUUUCUGAUGCUGGGUUCUUCAUUAACGAGAAAGAUGUUGCUGGAGUUGGGUACAUUGCUGCUUUUUUCAACGAUGUGGUUACAACACAUGGGUCAGCAAAUAAUUUACCGCCUUCAUGCACUUCAAUGUUACCUCCAGGAAUGUGCUUUUUCCCCAAGAACGAGGUGAAACAGAUACAUACACCUCUAUUCAUCCUCAACGCAGCAUAUGAUUCAUGGCAGGUAAGGAACAUUUUGGUGCCAGGAGUUGCUGACCCUCAUGGUAAAUGGCAUAGCUGUAAGCAUGACAUCGGCCAGUGCUCUGCAUCGCAGCUACGGGUAUUGCAGGGAUUCAGGGGUGAUUUUUUGAAGGAAGUGUCUGAACAAGCGAACUCCGACUCAAGAGGGUUGUUCAUAAACUCAUGCUUCGUGCACUGCCAGUCUGAGUCGCAGGAGCUAUGGUUCUCAUCUGACUCCCCCAAGCUCGGAAACACAACAAUAGCAAACGCUGUUGGCGACUGGUUCUUCGGUCGCAGCUCCUUCCAGAAGAUAGACUGCCCGUACCCUUGUGACUCGACCUGUCACAAUGGGAUCUACGAGGACUCAUCACAAGCAUAGCAAUUACAGUGGCCUCACUUCGUACUGCCAUUCACUAUAAUACUGUGGUCUUUACUUUUGUACCUUCAAAUAAUUGUGCGCCAUUGAUCUGGAUGUCUUUUAUAACAUAUUACUUCAUAGGAGGUAAUAGUAAAAAUAUUUAUUUAUUUUAUUUUGGAAGGAAAUGAAGUGUCAAAGUAUGUUGUCUA
This is a messenger RNA of Sorghum bicolor (sorghum), 1955 nucleotides long. RefSeq names its product pectin acetylesterase 8. Gene Ontology annotation, cellular component: plant-type cell wall. Lineage: Eukaryota; Viridiplantae; Streptophyta; Magnoliopsida; Poales; Poaceae. Gene Ontology annotation, molecular function: pectin acetylesterase activity. The transcript is spliced from 13 exons. Bases 658 to 1767 code for a protein of 369 amino acids. The record is from RefSeq and is a predicted model, not a curated record. Gene Ontology annotation, biological process: cell wall organization.